AUGAAUCCAUCGCCCUUUAUUUCUAGCUAUGGGCAGAUCGCAGCUCUCGUUAACUCAGACCUCGAAUCACUACCGGACAAAUAUGGCUGGCCAAGAGAGAAUGCCAGAGGAUACCGCAUCCAAGAGAAGAUAUCGGGGACUGAACGCCCGAUACGUGUCAUCCAUGUCGGUGCUGGAGCUUCAGGAAUUUGUUUUUCCAAGUUUGCGGCCGAAUCUUUAAACAAUUUGGAGUGGGUAUGCUACGACAAAAAUCCCGAUAUCGGAGGGACUUGGUUGGAGAAUCGAUACCCUGGGUGUGCUUGCGACAUCCCGUCUGUUAAUUAUCAGUUCACUUGGGCACGAAAGCCUGACUGGUCACACUUCUACUCCUCCUCCGAAGAGAUCUGGGAAUAUUUCAGGGACCUCGUCGAUAAAUUCCAGCUACGGAAGUAUAUGAAGUUGAACCACGAAGUUCUUGGUGCUACAUGGGAUGAAGAUAAGGGAAUAUGGGAAGUGCGAGUUAAGAACCUCAAAACCAAUGAGGUGACCGUGGAUCAAGCCGAAAUCUUGAUCAAUGGAGGAGGGGUGCUGAACAACUGGAAAUGGCCUGAUAUUGAGGGUCUCCAUGACUUUGAAGGCAUACUCUGCCACACAGCGAACUAUCCUGUGGACACGGUCCUAGAUGGCAAACGUGUAGCGGUGAUAGGCGUGGGAAGCAGUGGCAUUCAAGUCACAGCCAACAUUGCGUCAAAAGUCAACAAACUAUAUACAUGGGUACGGUCUCCAACCUGGAUUACGGCUGGCUUCGCGCAGAAGUACGCAGGCCCAAAUGGCGAAAACUUCAGAUAUACUGAGAAACAGAAGCGAGAUUUUGCUGCGAAUUUCCCGGAUUACGUGACAUACACCAAAAACAUCGAAGACGAAUUAAAUCAAAGAUUCAAGUUCAUUUUGAAUGGCACCCCAGAAGCACAAGAAGCCAAAGAUUUCUCUACGCUCCAAAUGCGGGAGAAGCUCAACGGCCGGGAAGACUUGAUCAAGAUGUUGGUUCCCACCAACUUUGGCGUUGGCUGUAGGCGCCCGACGCCAGGGAAUGGUUUUCUGGAAGCCUUGACCUUACCACAUGUAACGACCUUCCCAAAGCAAUUGCAGAGAAUUACCCCCCGAGGUUUCGUCGAUCACGAAGGUCAGGAGCACGAAGUUGAUGUGAUUAUUUGUGCCACAGGAUUCGACACUUCCUGGGUGCCCCGAUUCCCUAUAGUCGCGAGGGGAAAGAACGUUCAGGACAUUCAAAAAUACAAACCUAUAUCAUACCUGUCAAUCGGCGUACCUGAGAUUCCAAAUUACUGGACUGUCACCGGUGCAUAUGGACCCGUUGGUCACGGGUCCCUUCUCCCAAUCAUCGAAUUGCUUAUGCGCCAUUUCAUCCUGGUAAUAAAGAGAUUCCAGGUACAGGAUAUCAAGGAAAUGACGCCUCGGAGAGACGUGUGCGAGGCAUUUGUGGAACACGCUGAUCUAUACCUCAAACGCACGGCGUGGACAUCUGGAUGCCGGAGCUGGUUUAAACAGGGCAAAGAAAACGGGCCUUUAGCCAUAUGGCCGGGGUCGAGGCUUCUGUAUUUCGAGCUUUUGGCUCACCCUCGCUACGAUGACUAUGACAUCAAAUACUGGAGUGGCAACCCUUUUGGAUUCCUGGGAAACGGCUUCACCCUGAGGGAGUACGAUGGCAGCGACCUAUCAUAUUAUCUUGGUACGAGAGAAAACCCUGGUGCAUUGAUUCCAACAGAAGAACGGGCUGUCUCCAACGGGACCACUCAUGAAGCUGCCAAAGUGACUGGUAUGAAGGAGUCUGAUAUGGACGGCGUGAAUGAAAUUUAUACGAAUGGGAUAUACUUGGACCGAGUCAAUGGACAUUGA
Rhinocladiella mackenziei CBS 650.93 is the source of this 1893-nucleotide messenger RNA. RefSeq lists its product as uncharacterized. Bases 1 to 1893 code for a protein of 630 amino acids. Gene Ontology annotation, molecular function: flavin adenine dinucleotide binding; N,N-dimethylaniline monooxygenase activity; NADP binding. Lineage: Eukaryota; Fungi; Ascomycota; Eurotiomycetes; Chaetothyriales; Herpotrichiellaceae. The transcript has 9 exons. The record is from RefSeq and is a predicted model, not a curated record.